Daphnia magna is the source of this 8969-nucleotide messenger RNA. RefSeq names its product centrosomal and chromosomal factor. NCBI's taxonomy places the organism in Eukaryota, Metazoa, Arthropoda, Branchiopoda, Diplostraca, Daphniidae. The record is from RefSeq and is a predicted model, not a curated record. Bases 1439 to 2497 code for a protein of 352 amino acids. The transcript is spliced from 2 exons.
GGUAUGUUUUAUACGCAUAAAUUUUACCUUUUUCUUUUUUAGGGGAGGACGUGUGUAUUGUUUCCUCCUCUUUGUCGUUCCAAAGCACAAGACACGACGCCUUCGGUAAAAAUAACACGCACAGGUAAAAACGAAAAAGGUACGCACACAAACACACGGAAAUAGGCAAGCGGCCUCUUUCAAGCGAAAACGUAAUCCCAUUUACGCCAAGCAACACAACACUUCAAUUGAUUCCAAAUCCGAUUGUGUAAGUAACAGUGUGAACGCGAAAAUGCUAAUUCGGUCACAGUUCGAUUUUAAAGAUUGCCCAUUAUUUGGAAAUGAAUUCAAGUCUAGACGAAUAUACGUAGCUGUGGGCAAUUUUUCUUUUUUUUUUUUAUUACUAGGAAAUUUGCUCUAAAUGAAUUGCGCGCAAUUUAAUCGGUAGGUGUAACCCACUCCUCUGUCACCGCGCAAAAUGAGUUUUUUCAAAGUCAUCCUGAUGCAUCCCAAAAACAAUUAGAAAUUCAUCGUUAACAUACGUCAGUUUUAAGUUGUUUCUUUCACGAUAAUCCCGUUUGACAAGCCUAGCGUGACGAUAUAUAUAUUUUUUGUUUACCUGGAUUUAAGAAGACGAGCACCGAGAAUCCAAUUUCACGUUGUACUCCAUCACUCGCCCAAUUCCUUUCCCGUGACUUUAUUUUUUUGCCAACAUUUUGUAUUUUAAAAAAAAUGUGUCAAGAAAAGGUCAACUGCCUUCGUCAAGAAAAUGGGAUAAAAAUGAAAGCAUUGACGUAUACAUGAGCAAUCAGACAAACUUCCCAGGUAGUCGGGCAAGGCAAUACAUUUUAAUGUGUACCCCCCACCCCCCAAAAAAAAAGUAUAAUUUCUUUCUUUUAUUGAUGAACAGGUUCCAAGAUAUGUUUGUCAUGAUAGAAAUCCUUCAUUUUGUUUUUUUCUUGUCUCGUGAGAGAGACAUUGGGAAAUUAUAAGCCUGAAUUAAGAAUGUGUGUCGUUGUCCCGUGAUCAUCCGAUUCGGAAUUCUCUCUCUGCCUCCAUUUUUUCUCCCUUUUUUUGUUAUUUUCAGCCAGAUAAAAAAAAAAAAAUGUGAAGGUCACAGGCAUCGCAUGUGUUCACCGUGGAACACGCGGAUCGAAACAGAUUCCCGGCAUGUAUUUCCAUUUCUGUCCGGUAUGUGGCGCUAGUGUUUCCUCAUCGAGCUGUCGAACCUUGGCCGCCUGUUCGUGUCAGUAGGUGACGAGCUUCCACGCCGUCAACAAGCAACGUGUUCAUCUGCUUUCGAUUUUCAUGUGUGUUUGUGAGAGACCCAAAAAUAACAAAAGCCGUUCACACAGAUGAGACUUAAACUUAUAGUCAACAAUUUUUGAAUAUUCUUUUUCUGUUGGUAGGCCAACGUUAUUUUGUUUAAUUGAUUUUCAGUCGUGUUUGUGAUAUUAAAAUGAGCGCUCUUUGUUGUGCAGUGCCUAGUUUAAUGGCCACCGGCGGCGGAGUCAACAACUCUUCUUCGAUGCCAGUCGUGUAUCAUCAUUUCAAUCGACCAUCCGCUAUGGCUGUUCCACAACAACAGAAUUCAUUCAUGUCGAUGGAAUUGAAUAACAGCAAUCAGUACAGAAUGCAACAACAACUUCCUUGUCAUCAACCGGUAGACCAGUUUACAACAACAGUUUACGGUAGUAGCAAUAGUCAACAACAAUUUCUGAUGCCUCAACAACAAGCCGUCACAUCCAGCCAGCAGUCACGUGCCUCACGGCGGAAGAGGUUGGAGGAUGCAUUGACUGAGGCUAUUCCGGCCGCUUCAAGUUGCAAAGUAUCUCAGCGGAUUGCUCAACUUCAGCAGAGUCUGUACGCAUCGUGUCAUCCAGUCGCAGCCGCAAGAAGUGUGCAUCCGUCGCGGCCAUUGUCGCUGGAUCCUUUAAAAGAUUAUUCACAACCAUUGACGGUUGACUGCUCCAUCGAAUACGAUUUACCGCGCGUGAGUCGGCCUCCGCCCGGAGCCAAGCCUUUGCUUUUGAUUGCCCGUCGACCUCCUCCUCCCCCGCCUCCGGCAGUACGCCAAUCACCGUCAAGACAAAGGCAACAGCAAUGGAAUCCCACCAUCAGAACAGCAACUCAUCAAGUUUUGCUGCAGCAACAACAAUCAAGUCAACAAUUUCAAUUCCGACCGGAUUGUACCGGAUAUUUUGUGAUGAACAUUGCACCCGUCAGCUCGUCGAGCUCGGAAGAUAGCGGCCGUGGAACGGAUUCCGAACAGCAUCCGUCGGCAUCUAGUCCCGUGACCAGCAACUCUUAUCGAAUUGCCACAGCUCAUCAUCCGCCAACGACCAACAAUAAUUGGAUGAAUGCAUCAGAACCACAAUGGACGUCUCUCCUACGCCAACAACAAUUAAAAUACAGCCAGCACAUGAAACCAACAGCUCUUCCGGCUCCUCAACAUCCCCGUCCAGCAGGCAACCUGGACAAGAUAACAAGGACGCGAAGACACGUCGGCGCCAAUUAACUGACGGGCAAAAUGGUUGGGCCAACUGCCAACAAAGCCGAACGCAUUAACUCAACAACUACCUUCUUUUUUAGACUUCAUUAUACAACUCUAGCAUUUGCUACUGCACUAAAGCUUUUUCGUCUCAUGGAAAUGGAAAGUUGUCCUUUUCUUCAAAUAAACCCGGAUUUAUUUUCGGAAAAAGAGACACAUUUUUCUUGAAGUUUGGCAACAGGACAAAAAAGAUUUCAAAAGGGCAGGAAAAGGAUUUUUUUGAAAUUUGGAAUCGGUUCAAUUAUUCAAAUAAAUAAUUGCAAAUUGGAUUCUUUUGUGUUCGUUUUAAGGGUGCGGUUGGGUGUGUCACACGUCUGUGUAAACAAGUAACGGGGAAAGAAAAGAAAAAAAAACAUUUCACGACUGACUUUUCCGAAGCUGUCGGCCUUCCUUUUGGCAAAAAUGGCGCCGUUUGAAUUUUUUUUUUUUUUUAAUGCUCUUCCACUUAUAUAUAUUUUUUUCCCCUUCAAAAAAAAAAACGAACAGUUUACCACGUCAUUAAACCGUCGACACACACGCACUUUAAAUGCACGGGAACCCAUUAGUUGUUUCCCCUCGUUUCCCCUUUCAGAAAAUCGUUUUUAAGCGUCCAGUCCAAAAGAAUGUGUUUUUUUUUUUUUCAAUUAAAGUUGUGUGUGAAUAUCACCCUGAUCGUCAUUCUGUUAUGCACACAUCAGUCAAUAACAACACACACAUAAAACAUAUCAAUACAAGUAUUGAAAUCAAGAUUUAAUAGAAACACGAUCUCACGUAACCGGUUCAUAUAUAAAUUUAUGUCAAUGUCUCUUUUGUUUUUUUUCCGGGGAAAUUCAGCAGUAGCUGAUAAAAAAAAGAGAAUAGUUUAAAAUAAAUUUCUUGAUCGUGUUUAAUUCAUUCGGGAAAUGUCGUCUAGACGUUUUAACAAUCCGAAUCACAUAUGGAUAUAAUGAGGACUACCUUUUUCUUCAUUCUCGCCAAAUGUAUGGAAUAAUUUAGACACACACAAAUGCCCAAAUCUAUUCAGAAAUUCUUCUUGCAGCACAUGCCUAUUUAUUCGAAAUUGAGCCCCCUGUUGCACGAUCGACUUUAAAGGCCUUUUGUGUGUGGAAUUUUCAUGAAUAAUCAUUGGAAAGGUAGAGGAGGGGGGCUCUGUUCCGCAGGGCUAUAGAAACUUGUUAUUCAUCGUCGGUGUUUUUUUUUUUAUUUUCAAAAUGAGAAGUUUUUUUUUUGUUUUGUUGAAAACUUUUCGUCGAUGGCACAUGCAAGAAAUAGAUGGUCAUUAAAUGGGAGUCGCCCAAGUUGUUGUUUUUCACAUGCUCUGCUAAAAUUAUAAUCAAAAUCAUAUCCAACGGCGUACUUGCGCAGCCUAUAAACAACAUUGUGGUUCAAUAAAAACAACUUUUUUUCAGGUAAAAAAAAAUAAAAAUUUUUACCACCUCUGGCGACAAGAUUUAGAGCGAUUCGAAACAAAUAACCCUCUGUAUAAUUAGGAGUGCAACAAUAACAACAUUAAACUUAAAUUUUCAAACAAAUUUCAUAUUUCCAGAUGCACAAAUGCUCUAGAUUUUCAUAGAUGUUAAGGAAAGCCACAUGUUUUGCAUAUCUCAUUUUUUCUCUAGGUGAACCAGUAUACGUAAAAAUAAUAAAAAACAGGCAAGGACAUGACAGAUGUGAAAAACGUGGGGGGAUAAAUACCUAACAAAAUAAAUGUAUUCACGAGCCAUGUGAAUGACACACACGAUAUCCACGUCAGUUUUUUUUUUUUCCCUGUCGAAAUCGACCGUGAGUCAUUGCCUGCGGCUUCUGCGGGAUAUUCUUUUGCGGGCUAUGUUUAAAGAUAUGCCUUUUGAACAUGUUUAUCAACAAUUCUCUCUCUCGAAUUUCUCUCCGCCGUGUAUAAAUAACGUGAAAACAAAAGAAACGUUCGAUCGAAAAAAGAGGUUUUGAGUGACGCGCCCCAUUGUUGCACGUUCGGUUAUGUUUCUAUACGAAAAUCUUUUGUUAUUUCCCUCACCUGAUGAGGAUCCCUAUUCAAUUCGAUCGUUAAACCCAAUGAAAGGGGAGGUGCCUAUUGUUUUUCAUUUUUAAAAAAAUGUAUUAACUCUUGGAUGGGGUUAGCUAUUGUUUCACGUUUAGCACGGACCAUUUUUCGUAUACAUACCAAUUGUUUAUGACCCACACACCAAAGUGUCCUACUCAUAUUGGCUGUGUUUGCGCAGGUGAACGGCCAGCUGUGUGUAAUCACGAAAAUGCCCGCAUGUACAGGUAGAACAUGUACUAGAUUCACUUUCGUCACAAUUCAACCUAUAACGCAAGCAUUCAACUAAUAAUCUAUUUGAGUUUCGGUUUUCAAGGAGAACUUUGUUUACUCUCUCUGGCAGAGCACAAAACGGUUCGAUAUGUGUGCCCGAAAGCGAUACACGAGAUGCAUAAUACAGUUGAAGGGGAGGUGGCACAAAGUUCGCGGAAGCAACAACAUGUGUGCUGUCCAAAAUGGGUCCUAUAUCUAACAUUUAAUAAGCAGAUUCACCGUCUGCCGAAAAGUUCUGCCAACUCGCUUAUACUACUACACAACAUCAUAAAAGAAUAAUAAGAGUUGCACACACCAGGGCGGCGCUGAUCUUUUAUUAUCCAGUCUCCUUUUAUUUAAUUUUUUUUUUACUGAUACAGUUGAAUGUGCUACCCUGUUUCAUAUUAUAUAUGGAGAGACGGUAACCAUAGCAACGCAGCUAGGAAACAUGGAAACUUGUUUUCUUAUUUUUAUUUAUUUUUUACUUGAUGAUGACGAUUGACUGACUUUUCCAUAUUCCCUUACAACGCAGACUGUGGUGCACUUUGCCCGGUGGUAUCAAGUGAUCCCUACUCCCCCCAGCCAACGUAAUCUAUAUGUAUGAUGCUUUUCAUAUAUAUGUGUGUGUACCGGUGGCUGUCUCUCUCUUUUUGAAAUAAAUACUGUAUGAUAUAGAGAGAGAGUCUUAUAGAUUAUGUCGUUGCUGGAACGCCCUAAUCUCGAAAGUUAAUGUUUUCCAACAACUUUGCAAUCAAUAGAUGCUUUUUAAGUGUUUAAUAAAUUAAGAAUUGCUGAGCUGCUGGAUUGCAAUAGAUUCGGAAACCUGGUUUCUUUCAAAGAUGUUUUCAAGGAUCAUUGCAAUCAAGUGUCGUUUCACGCGGCCGCGAUUCACAGCCGCAAACCAAGGCAAUUGAGAAGGCCGCGCUCAUUUCUCAAAUUAUCUUUUUUUUUUUCUGGCCUUUUUCUUUAAAACCAAUUUUCCAUUGAAUAGCCACUCAACCAAUCAUGAAUAAUUGUAUCAAAAAGAAAUUUCAUUCGUCAUCUGUUUUUUUUUUAAAGAGUAAAGUGCAGCUCGUAGCUUUUACUUAUAGAGAUGUGCAAGUCUCCUUUUUUUUAUGGUGUGGGCGUGGUCAAGGAUUUUUAUUUUUUAUACUUCUCUAGAUCUACCAUAGGGCUGUUAGAUAUGUUUUUUUUUUCAAGUCUCCAUUUUUAUUUCAUCUUUUUUUGUUUAACGCGGCACGACUCCAGCGGAUCAAACAUUUUCGCCGCAAAAAAAAAAAAAAUGUUCCAGGAGAUGUUGUUUACGACCUUGAUUUAUACCAUACAGGCCUAAGUUGAGGGUGGAAGGAGGAGAUCUAAAAUGAAAAGUAGAAGGAGGAGGAAACCUUUUUUAACAACAGAUUCUAUAGAUCCAUCGACACCGCCUCUGUGAAAAAGAGAAUCCUCAGCCCCUGCGUUCCAUGUGGUGUUCCAGCAUAAAAAAAAAGAAACUAUAGUCAGUCCAGGGGACUCUCUCUCUCUCUCUGUAUGGGGGAGAGAAGCAAAAAGGAACUGAUUGCUUUUUAAUUCCGUCAGCAACCAAUCGAAAGAACGUACGCACACAAAAGUUUGGACGGAGGGGGAGAGAGAAAUGCAUCUUAUCUGCAUCAGCUGGAACGAGCGCGUUGCAGCCACUUGUAAUAAUAUUCUAUGAACCCUCGACUAUAUACACGUCUGGAACUGAAUUAAUUCUUUUUUCUUUCUUUCUUCUUUACAACACGAUAGGAAAUAUCGCUAAAGGCACACACACACACACAGAAAUUCAACUCAUCAGCAUCCGAUUUAGUUGGAGGCUUUUAUUCCACCUGGGGUAUAGACAAUAAUCUUGUGAUAUUCAUAAAAAAUAUAAAAAAAGUCUUGUUAUCAUCGGGUGAUGCUGAGUCACGGGGGCUAUCGUGCCACUUCAAAUAAAAAAUAUAUUCCGAUCACGGGCUGUGUAUGCCCCAACAGCUGACAAGGGAAAAGAACGGGGGCUUAUUAUAUAAUCCAUCUCGACUUAAUCGCCCUCAUACCAGUAUGUUUGUGUAACACAUUUUGGAAUAGAGGACUUGUUCCAGAUGAGAAGAAUAUCGUGAGUGCAGCUGCGUGUGUAUUGAAUUAUGAAAAAAAAAAAUCAAUCCUUCGUAUCAGUUGAUCCAAUCUCUCCAGUCCCAUUUUGACAGGGAUUAAAUCAUCCUGGACAAAGUUUUCUUCGAGGUAGAGUUUAUGAUUUGCAAUCUCUUUAAGACACGUGUAAACAUUCAAACUUUUUGGACACACGUCAGCUCGACAUGAAAUGAAUGAAACUUUGCGUCCUGUUAUAAUCCGGAUUUUCUUUCUUCCGCUUUAUUCAAAUAUGUUUUUUUUUUUUUUUAAAUCCCUCGUCUAUUCACGGCCAAUGAGGGUGAGAAAUUAUGACGUGGAAAUAAAAAUGGAAAUUUCCAAAAUGAAAGAAUAUAUUCAUGUUCAGUUGCGUGCGCGCAAAAAGGAAACGCGUCUAGCGAUUUAUACACCCGACGAUGGCGUCAUGCGGGGGAGGUCACCGAGGGCGCGGAACGAAUAAAUGUACGACCGUUUGUUAUUAUUAACUAAAAGAAAAAAAAAAAUAGGGAGAAACCACACACACAUUUUUUUUCUCUUCUUCCUUGGCGUGAAUUUCUUGUGUGUGUACCCUUGACCGACCGCAACGGCCAGGACUCCGUGAACAACAAAGAAAUUACAGCCAGUUGUGUGUGUGUGCAUAUACCCCCCAAUGAUUUUAAAUCAUCUUUCUUUUGUCUCGUCGGGACCAACUGGGAGCAGCAAAAACGGAGAGAGUUCUUUCCUGUGCGGGAGGUUUUUUUUUUUUUUAAGUGAACCUCUCCCGCGGCGUCAAUUAUUUCCAUUUUUUUUUCUUUUUCUGUUUCGUACAUGUCGUUUUCGGUUAUAACCGCGUUCCGCUGUGUUGGCGACGAUCAAAUGGGAUCGCACAAUUUUUUUUUUGGUGUAAAAACCGGCAUCAAGAGAAAGCGAAUUGACCUUAUUUCAAUGAUUCAUUAUUUGCCAAUCAACAAACGCCGUUUCUCGCCAUUCACGCUGCUCAAUUUUUUGCUUUUUAUUGUCACUUGUAAAAGAGAAAAAUGUCGUACAUUGCUCUGCCGACUCGAGAAAUUGCAGUGCCAUUAACGUCCUAUAGAAAAUCCUUCCGAAUAAUAUUUUAGGCUUUUUUUAAUAUGGUGUCAUUAAUCACAGACGAUUACGCCAAUCCCUUGACGACCUCUACGAUAGUGGGGAGAUUAUCGCCAUUUGAAUAGGAUGUCCCAAUCCGGCGGUUAAAGACAUUUUACUUUUCUAACGGUGAUUAAAGAAAAAAUUCCGGAUAAAUCCUCAUGAAUCAUCAUCUUCUCUCUAGCAUAAGUUUUUUUAAAAAAUUCUAUAUAUUGUACAUAUGCAUAUAUGUCGUAUUGUUAAUCCUGAAUUUUCCCUCCCCCCCACCCUUUUUCUUUCUUCAUAUGUAUAUUAACUUUUUUUUUCUUAUUUUCAAAAAUAAAAAAAUAAAUAAAAAGGGAACCUUUUCUUCCUCCAACGCACUAACCCCCCCUGGAGGGGAUAGCCAUUAAGUUGGCAACCCAACAGGAAACUUGGGUUUUUCUCCCCCCGUCUGUCUGAAAACUCAGAAAAGAACCCACCCCACUCAUCUUCUCUCAAUCUUUUCUAGUAUUUCAUAGAAACGGGCCAGUAGUAUAGAACGAACUGUUAUUAUCCGUCCCUUAUUCCUCCCGAAACACAAUGGGGUGUGUGUAAUGUGUUUUUAUUUUUAUUUUUUUGGGGUUCGAAAAAGUCUGGCUCCGCUUGGAGCGCUGCCGCCCGCAGGUACGCACACACAAAAGGGACUGCGGGAGUUGUAGAACUAUUUCGUUCUACUACUUCUAUUCUCCCGAGUGUUUUUAUUUUAAUAGUCAGAUGGCGUGUUUCACACACUACGAUGAUACAACACACACACACACACACAUGUUUUUUUUUCCAGCCCCCACCUCUCCAUUGUUUUCAUUUUAAAAAGGAAAACAGCAGCAGCGAACUUGACAACGACUGCAUCUCCGGUUUAUUCUUUUUUUUUUCUUCUUCCCCAACAAUAAUUUAAGACAUUUAUAUAUUUUUUUUUUUGUUUGAAAA